CCCCCCCCCACCCACCGCUUUCUGACGGCUCGCCUUGCAUCGGCCCUUUUCAACUCUCUCAACAGAGGCAAACGAAAUCAAAUCCGAUUUCCUCGGCGAAGCGUCAUGAGCGAUGGCUCUCCAGAGCGCCGCCAGCACCUCUGCCCGCCCUGACUCGUCCUCCUCGCUGUUUGGCUCUGAGAUCCAGAAGUCCCCCUCGCCCCCCGCCCAGCACCGCCGCGGAUACCAGGCCUGCGAUCCGUGUCGCAAGCGGAAAGUGAAAUGCGAUCUAGGGAGCGUUGAUAAUCCUAGACCCCCCCCCUGUGUCCGGUGCCGCCGCGAGAGUAAACGAUGCGAGUUCUCUGCCACAAGACGCAAGCGCAAGCCCUCCCUCUCCGCCGAGGAGACUGUCGAGGGCGUCCUGAUCCGCGAUAAGAGGGUGAUGGUCGGCGAAGUUGGGGACGAUGAGAGCGACAAGGGAAAUAAUCCUGAUGAGAAUGGCAAAUGGGCCGAUGCGCCCUCCAUCGCGAGCCAUCUGCACCGCUCCCACUCCUACCCGAAGCAUACCGGCUCUACUGCGUCGGGAUCGAUGAAUGAUCCAUCAGUGAAUACGGUUUCUACAGCGCCGAUCCAACAAGAAACAAGUGCCAUGCGAGCAUCGAUAUAUAACGGGCAAGGUGGCGGUGGUGGUGGUGGUGGUGUGGUCAACUACGGUCUUGACGGAGGAGGUCAUGCAAUGAUGAACCGUACGGCUGUCGAGCUGCUCUCCCCGGCCAUCAGCAAUAGCCAUGAUGCCCUGCAUCUACUCUCGGAAGCGGCGGGUCGAACCGAGGACCUCAAUCGACAGAGUCUGGAGAAUCGAGUGUACGCUGCUGCCGCAGCGCGCCACCACCAGCCGACAGUCUCCUCGUUCAACUCCCCCAUGUCCACCAUGACUCAGGCGGGCACACCACGCAGUACUUCAGGGCUAUACUCGCGCACGACGUCACGAGGGGGUUACUAUCAGGGUGCCAGUGCCAGUGCCAGUGCCAGUGCUGGUGGUUCUGGCCCUGCUUCUGGUACAAGUGUGACUGGGAAUAAUGCGGAUACGGGGCCCGUCGAUCCUCAGAUUUCCGACCAUCGUGGCCAGACAGGCGGUUCUGCUAGUUUCCAGGACCCGGGAUACGUCGACGCUGUCAAGGCGUGGUCACGACUUCGGUUUGUUCGUGCAGGCUGGUUAACGGUUGAAGAAGCCAUGACCUAUGUGAAAUACUACUACGACCAUCUCGCUCCCCUCAGUCCCAUCGUCAUCCCUGAUUUCUCACAGCCGGCAACGCAUCGCACCUUGCUGACCGACGAACCUGUUCUCGCCGUGACCAUUCUGACCACGGCGUCGCGACACGUCAAACCCAAGGGGGAGGGUGCCUACACGCGCUCCUACUAUAUUCACGACCGGCUGUGGUCUUAUCUGCGCGGCAUGAUCGAGCGGCUCUUCUGGGGCCAGGAGAAGUUCGGUCCCAGCGGCUCAGGUGCCAGUAAGCCGCGCUUCAUUGACCUGGCGCCCACGGCAGGCGGUGGCAUCUACAAAGGCAACCUGCGCUCGCUGGGCACUGUCGAGGCCCUCCUGCUGCUCACAGACUGGCACCCACGGAACCUGCACUUCCCUCCAGGUGACGACGAGAACACCCUGCUCGACAUGGACGCACAUAUUCCCGCGCCGCCACACACGACACGUACCACUGACCGGGAGAUGGACGCAGCGGACACCGGUGACCAUACAGCCGCCAACCGGGGGGCGUCGACGAGUGAGGGCCGGCUGGCGUUCCAAAAAUGGCUGGAGCCCGCGUGGCGAUCAGACCGGAUGUCAUGGAUGCUGCUGAGCACAGCACAGGCGCUAGCCUUUGAGCUAGGAGUGUUCGACUCGAAGAGCGAGAGUAGGACGGUCAACGAGACGCCCGCGGAGCAGACGCGCAAACGACGCCUCCGCCGAUUGAUCCUCGUCUACAUCACGCAGAGCAGUGGGCGGCUGGGGAUUCCCUCCAUGCUACCACUGCCACAAUGGGGGCCGGAUAUCCAGCCCACCGUGGUCACUGACGCCAAGGCCGCGGGCGAUGUCUCCGUUGACCGCAUGCAUGACUGCUGGAUUGGCAUUUCCAAGAUCAUGUACCAGAGCAACCAGCUGCUGUUUGCCUCGAACGAGCAGACCUCGGAGCUCAUUCGCAGCGGACGCUAUCGGGAGCAGAUCGACCGUUUCCUUCCCUUUCUACGUGAAUGGCGGCAGUUGAUCGACAAUACGACCUUGUGCCCCCCCAUGCGUAGCAUUCUCAUGAUCGAAUAUGAAUACACGCGCCUCUAUGUCAACUCGCUGGCCCUCCAGGCUGUUGUCGACCGGUGGACGACCAUGUCCAACGAGGCGGCCACCGCGCAGGUGCAGAACGGGCGACCGGGCUCUGGUCCAAACUCGGGCUCGGGCUGGUUCCGCGUGCUGAUGGAGCUGUACCGUGUGAACGAGCCAUAUAUCCAGGAGGUGGUGGACGCAUCCCGCAAGAUUCUGCAGACUGUUCUAGAGGGCUUGGUUCCGGGGGAUCAUCUCAAGCAUGCGCCUGUGCGGACUUGUUUUCGGAUCCUGUCGGGGAUGAUAUUCAUUCUCAAGACAUUCACCCUUGGCGCGAAGGAAGACGACGUACGCGUCUCGCUCGACCUCCAAGACCGAGUUGUGGACGCUUUGCGCACCAACGUCGUCGACGACGUCCACCUGAGCCACACGAUUGCCCGACUGCUUGAACUGCUGACUUCGAGCAUCCGCACGCGCUUCCUGCGCUUCGCACCGCACGACCGGGCGGGCGACGGUGAGGCCCAGGAGCGGCCUUCGGCCCCUGUUUCUCGCCUGCAGUCGCCUUGUCUGCGUGGCCGUGAGAUGGCCAGCAGCCAGCACUGGCACCAGCAGCCGCAGCAGUCACAUCCGCAGCCACCACAACCACCGCCGCCACUGCCGUCACAUCACCAACAGCAGCCGCAGCAGCAGCAACAACAGCAACAGCAACAGCAACAACAGCAACAGCAACAGCAACAGCAGCAGCAGCAGCAGCAACAACAGGCAAACCUGGGCUACAUCGACAAUAACACGUCAGCGACGGACCCUCUGGCGAGCAUCCCUGCGCAGCCGAUCAACUCGUCCAACAUCAGCGUCUCCUUCAUGCCGCCGCCCCUUUCGGCGUACUACCACUACUACGAGAAUUCACCGGAACUCAACAGCAACAACAAUAACAACAACAACAGUAGUAACAGCAACAGCAACAGCAACAACAAUAAUAAUAAUAAUAACAACAAUAGUAACGGCAGCAGCAACGGGAACCCUGCUGAUAAUCUCCCGUCGGUGAACAACGACGGCACGGCCAUCCCGGACUGGUUCGCCCUGCCGUUGGACCAGUUUUUCAACAGCUCGACGGCCGUCGUGGACCAGGGAUUAGGGGGUACAGGGCCUAUGGUCGGCGAGUUUGACAUGUUGGAGGUGCUCCUGAACGAGCAGUAUGAUGGCAAUGAGAUGAUGAUGGAUUCUCCUUCUUUUUGACGAAUCAUGUUAUAUACCCUGUAUAUAUUAACCCAGGUAUAAAUUAUAACUCAAUACUUACUCUGCAUUACCAUGUGUAAGGCAUGGCUUGAACCAUGGCUACACA
This is a messenger RNA of Penicilliopsis zonata CBS 506.65, 3635 nucleotides long. RefSeq lists its product as hypothetical. NCBI's taxonomy places the organism in Eukaryota, Fungi, Ascomycota, Eurotiomycetes, Eurotiales, Aspergillaceae. Gene Ontology annotation, cellular component: nucleus. The record is from RefSeq and is a predicted model, not a curated record. The transcript has 5 exons. Gene Ontology annotation, molecular function: zinc ion binding; DNA-binding transcription factor activity, RNA polymerase II-specific. Bases 113 to 3529 code for a protein of 1138 amino acids. Gene Ontology annotation, biological process: aromatic amino acid catabolic process; positive regulation of transcription by RNA polymerase II.